GGCGCCGCGAAGGACGGCCUCUCUCUCUCUCUCUCCCUCUCCCUCCUCCUCCCCGCGAAGGCCUGCCCGCCCGCCUGCUUCCCUUCCUUCUCCGGCCCUGAGGAGAUGCGUGUGGUUGCUUCCUGGAGGCCCAGGGCCGGACGGGAGGGAGGACCCCAGGGCCACUGAGCCCCGAAAAUGGCCGGCGAGCCCCAGAGGAAGCAGCAGCAGCAGCGGCACUUGUCGGCCUUGGUGGGGCACACCAACGGGCUCACCAAGCCCGCCUCCCUGGCCGGGGGCCGCAGCGGCGCCGCCACCUCCAAGAAGCUGGUCAUCAAAAACUUCCGAGAGCGACCCACUUUGCCUGAUAAUUAUACUCGAGAAACAUGGCAGAAACUUCAUGAAGCAGUCAGAGCAAUUCAGACUAGCACAUCUAUUAAAUAUAAUCUUGAAGAGCUUUACCAAGCCGUUGAAAAUGUCUGUUCUUACAAAGCAUCGCCUACACUGUACCGACAGUUAAGACAAGUUUGUGAGGAUCAUGUGAAAGCACAAAUACUUCUAUUUAGGGAAGAUUCUCUUGAUAGUGUUCUGUCCUUAAAGAAAAUAAACAAAUGCUGGCAAGAUCACUGCAGGCAAAUGAUCAUGAUUAGAAGUAUUUUUCUAUUUUUGGAUCGUACUUAUGUCCUUCAGAAUUCAAUGCUACCUUCUAUAUGGGAUAUGGGGCUAGAACUUUUCAGAUCCCAUAUUAUUAGUGAUAAACUAGUACAAACUAAAACUAUUGAUGGAAUUUUAUUGUUGAUUGAACGAGAACGGAAUGGUGAAGCUGUAGAUAGAAGCUUAUUACGAAGUCUGUUGAGUAUGCUGUCUGAUUUACAAGUUUACAAAGACUCAUUUGAGCCAAGGUUUUUAGAAGAUACAAACCGACUAUAUACUGCAGAAGGCCAAAGGUUGAUGCAAGAAAGAGAGAUACCAGAAUAUCUCCACCACGUUAACAAACGUUUGGAAGAAGAAGCAGAUAGGGUAGUAACAUAUUUAGACCAUAGCACACAGAAGCCACUAAUUGCUUGUGUGGAAAGGCAGCUGUUGGGAGAACAUUUAACAGCUAUUUUGCAAAAAGGACUUGAUAAUCUGCUUGAUGAAAACAGAAUAGCAGAUCUGACCCAGAUGUGCCAGCUUUUCAGCCGUGUAAAAGGUGGGCAACAGCUCCUACUACAGUACUGGAGUGAAUACAUCAAGAACUUUGGGACAACAAUAGUGGUAAAUCCUGAAAAAGACAAGGAUAUGGUGCAAGAGCUGCUAGAUUUUAAGGACAAAGUGGAUCAUAUCAUAGAAGUGUGUUUUCAGAAAAAUGAGAAAUGUAUAAACUUGAUGAAGGAAUCUUUUGAAACAUUUAUCAACAAGAGACCAAAUAAACCAGCAGAACUGAUAGCAAAGUAUGUGGAUUCAAAACUGAGAGCAGGCAAUAAAGAGGCAACCGAUGAAGAACUGGAAAGAAUCCUUGACAAAAUAAUGAUAAUAUUUAGAUUUAUCCAUGGUAAAGAUGUAUUUGAAGCAUUUUAUAAAAAAGACUUGGCCAAAAGGCUUCUGGUUGGAAAAAGUGCUUCAGUAGAUGCUGAGAAAUCUAUGUUAUCUAAGCUUAAGCAUGAAUGUGGAGCUGCUUUCACCAGUAAACUUGAAGGAAUGUUUAAGGAUAUGGAACUCUCCAAAGAUAUUAUGAUUCAGUUUAAACAGUAUAUGCAGAAUCAGAGUGACCCAGGCAAUAUAGACUUAACAGUAAAUAUACUUACUAUGGGAUACUGGCCAACUUAUACCCCCAUGGAUGUCCUUUUGCCUCCAGAGAUGGUUAAACUGCAAGAAGUAUUUAAAACCUUUUAUCUUGGAAAGCACAGUGGUCGAAAGCUACAGUGGCAGACAAGUUUAGGACAUGCUGUCCUGAAAGCAGAAUUUAAAGAGGGAAAAAAGGAGUUUCAGGUGUCACUUUUUCAAACAUUGGUGUUUCUGAUGUUCAAUGAUGGAGAUGAGUUCAGUUUUGAAGAAAUUAAAAUGGCCACUGGUAUAGAGGAAAGUGAAUUGAAAAGAACCUUACAGUCUCUGGCUUGUGGUAAAGCGAGAGUGUUGAAUAAAAGUCCAAGAGGCAAGGAUGUUGAAGACGGGGACAAAUUCACCUUUAAUGCUGAUUUCAAGCAUAAAUUGUUCAGAAUAAAGAUCAAUCAAAUCCAGAUGAAGGAAACAGUUGAGGAACAAGUUAGCACAACUGAAAGAGUUUUUCAAGACAGACAGUAUCAGAUUGAUGCUGCCAUCGUUCGUAUAAUGAAAAUGAGGAAAACCCUUGGGCACAAUCUUCUUGUUUCAGAGUUAUAUAAUCAACUAAAAUUUCCAGUGAAGCCUGGAGAUUUGAAAAAGCGGAUUGAAUCUCUCAUAGACAGAGAAUAUAUGGAGAGAGACAAAGAUAACCCUAAUCAGUAUCACUAUGUUGCAUGAUAAGGAAGAAACAUUUUUAAUGAAACAAAUGGAUACUAGCUUCCCAACAAUGGAUACUUGAGAUAUUCCCAAACCUUUAUUUUAGGAGAUUUGGGAAUUGUGAUAGUCAAUCAGCUGCAUGCACUGCUGAUACUUGAAACAUCCUUGCAUAGACUACAUUGUGUUUUCUAAAGACAUGUUUAUUUUUAGCUUCUUGAUUUCUUUGGGAAUUCUGUUCAAACAUUAUUUUGAGUGAAUGAUAACAAUCCUUUCUGAUGUCAUUCUUUGGCCUAAAGAAGUUAGGAUAAUUGUGUGCCUGACUGAGCAUCAUAAAAGUUCUUUGUGCUGUAUUCUUGAGCUUCAAAGAUGAUAUGGAUGUCUUUUUUAAACUCAGUGGAAGAACAAUCAGUGGUUUCAGAGUACACUGAAUUUCAACUAUGCACAAUGAAUUCUAGUAUUUCUAUUUGAUUUUUUAUUUCACAUCUUUCUAAACGUUACCUUUGUUUAGAUAGAUCCAAGUGCCAAGAGGAUGACUGCAUAUAAACAACUGUAGUUGAAUUUUGAAAAUACUUAUUGGUGAUGCUUUUUUCUUCUUCUUGGCCCCAUGAGAGUAAAUUAAAUAAGCACUUUCUUACUUCAGGAUACUUGUUUAUAAGCAUCCAGUAAAACAACAAACUGUUCUAGUUUUAUUCUAAGACUUGCACACAGACUAAUUACACUGGCAUGUUCUUGGAACAUGAAAAAAAGUAUUUUUAAGGUAAGAUCAUAGGCGACAAUCCAGUCAUUCUCCAAAUACCUCAUAUUUGCAGCAACAUAGUGCAGAGAAGAACUGGAUUGUCCCCAUGAUUUUUGUUUUGACAGACUUUGAAUAUACUGUUAAUGUAGAAUUUGAUCGAAUUUUGGAGAAAGAAAUCUAUGGAAACUGAUACUUGUUAACUGCUGGUUUUACAGGAUAUACAAAAUGGUAUAUGUUUAAAAGAAACCAAAGGGAGGGGGGAGAUUGUCCUUUGUGUCAUUUAAUGUUAGUAAUACUUUUUAUUAAAAUGCGUUGCAUAAAAUUAGUCACUUGGUUAAUUAUAUAAAGAAGUUCCCUUGUAAUAUUUUGACUUCAAAUUAAAGUACCUCCAUUAACUGUCA
Messenger RNA from Anolis sagrei ordinatus, 3576 nucleotides. The record is from RefSeq and is a predicted model, not a curated record. Lineage: Eukaryota; Metazoa; Chordata; Lepidosauria; Squamata; Anolidae.